Molecule: messenger RNA, 2543 nt
Organism: Archocentrus centrarchus (flier cichlid)
Lineage: Eukaryota; Metazoa; Chordata; Actinopteri; Cichliformes; Cichlidae
Gene: slc48a1a
Product: solute carrier family 48 member 1a
Exons: 3
Coding region: 367-801 (144 amino acids)
Biological process (GO): heme transport
Cellular component (GO): lysosomal membrane; plasma membrane
Molecular function (GO): heme binding; heme transmembrane transporter activity
Source: RefSeq, a predicted model, not a curated record
GCUAUCUCGGUAAUAGCACAACAUCUUUGUGGCGUAUAUCGGAUAAACAUUUGUCGUGUUAUUUUGUUGUUGCUUGCUAGUUGGAAAUCUAAACGCGGUUUGUUUCUUUGUAUUAUGGACACGGCAUAUGAAGUGGCUGAUAUUUAUUAGGAAGCAAAGUUUUGCUAGCAGGGAUAGCCGUCGCUCUCCUCCUGGCCCCUCUUCAGCGAAGGGGAAAUUCAUCUUGUCCUUUUCCUGUAGCUUAGGAUAUUACAUAAUGUGGCAGUAAGCUGUGGUUUAGCCUAAUUUUAGUCUGUUUUUGAGGAACAACACGCCUUUAUCUCAGACGACGGUAUUAACAUUUGCUAAGAGGAGUAGUAUUCCAAUAUGGGAAUCAGCAGGAUAUACAUUAGCAUAGGAUAUGCUACCUUUGGUACUGUGGUUGGACUUUCGGCUUUCUUGGCCUGGAAUAUCGCCUUUAAACAGCCAUGGACGGCGGCUAUGGGAGGCCUGUCAGGAGUUUUAGCGCUCUGGACUCUCGUCACACACAUCAUGUACCGUCAGGACUAUUGGCGAACCUGGCUCAAGGGUCUCAAAUUCUUCAUCGUUGUUGGUGUGCUCUUCUCAGUUUUGGCCGUGGCAGCCUUCAUUACCUUCCUAACUCUGGCCAUUACACGGAAGCAAUCUAUUCUUGACCCGAGGAGCUUCUACCUCUCCUGUGUGUGGAGCUUUCUGACCCUCAAAUGGUCUUUCCUCUUGGCCUUGUACUCAUACAGAUACCGUCAGGAGUUUGCGGACAUCAGCAUCCUUAGUGAUUUUUAGUCGGUACUCAUUUUAAAGACUUUGAUGGACUUGAUGAGGUUUUAGGUUGCCAGCAGGAGCUGGACAAUGAGCUUUUAUAACAAAAGGAAAAGCAGACAUGACUAGAUUUAAAAAAAAAAAAAAAAAAACGGUCAUCUGACUUUUACCACAUGGACCUGUACUUGCUUAUCAAGCUCUGUAUGCAUUGUAACCUGUUCUCCCACUUUUAAUGAGCUACAUGUUACAGCUCUGUAGUAAGUCUAAACUUCUGAAAACAUCAGCUUCUUUUGAUUGGAUUGCUGAAGGACAUUUACAGAGACGUGCAGGUGGUUUCAAAUACAGCUACACCCUUGGAUUGUUUCAUCUUUAAACAAGGAAAUCCCCACCAUAACAUGCUUUUAAUCCAGUGAUUAGAGUUUCAAAUGAAAGUGAAAAUACUCAACGGCAAAAUCCAAUCCAGUCCAAACCAAAACUAAAACCACUUACCUUAAACGUUAUACUAGCUUGACAGCGAGUGAUUGUUUUCAUCCAAAAUUAGCUCAUAUCUCCUCAUAGUCACUGACUCAAUGUUUGAGAAGUGUUUCAGCAUCCAUUAUAGUCCAGGAUAUGUUAGACAAUACCAAUACCACUAAAAUUCAGUUAUUCUGCUGCACUAUUCUGCUGUCGCUAUGAGCGCUCGUUAUGUUAGCCUAAACAUGUAGUAUCACGAUUAAACAUUAUGUGUGAAGCAUCACUACAAACAGAUAAGGCUGUUGCAGUUCACUAACAAAAAUGGCAACACUGUUGACGGCAUUUUGUUCAUAUAAAUGUUCACCUUCACUUCAGAGUACAGGUGCGAAUGUCUGUCUUGGAGGAGUUAAACACAUUUUAUGUGCAUCCUCCUUUUUGUUUGUGCGGGACUGUUUUUAUUUUGACUCAUGCAAAAGAGCUCCAUUCACAUCUCUCUAUUUUUUCCUUACAAGUACAAUGUACAUGUUGAUACAGGUGUACCUGCUGCCACCCUUCCACAUGCUGACGCUCCCGUAUCUCCAGCACAUUUUCCUGCUGUUGGCAUUACUGACAAACAAUACCCCUGGCUUUUUCAGAAUUUUUGUUUGGACUCAGUAGCUUAAAAAGUAUUGGCUCUCAUAAUGUCCCUAUCAUUAUCAGCUCAUUUAUUAAACAAUGUUGUUGGACAUUUGCCUGCAGAUACAGAGUUGCACUCUGAAGCUUUCUUUCAUGUGAAAUGUUCGGAUAAGAGCCUUCGUUCUUCAGUAAGAAAGGAAGAAGCGCUUACUGUUCUGUUAUUCUUGAAGGUGAUGCCUUCCUGUGAAAUUUGUGCUUUUCAUUUUUUGUUCCACCAGAGGGAGACUUGCAUUUUCUGUCCAAAGGCUGUCUGAAUAUUCUGACAUUCCUCUUUUAGAGAAAACACAAAUGGAUCUACUAAAUAAUUGCACUUUAGUCUAUGAUAUUGAUGCCAUUGUUUUGCACACAGAUUCUGAUACAAUGGGACAAAAUCAUGUUUUACACAUUGUCACAUUGUCACCCUUUUAUGGCUAAAAGAUGCUAUUAUCGAUUUUUGCAGUUAGCUGUGUUAGUUGUAUAAGUCUGAUUAAACUGGUCUGCAAUUGCUUUAGUGCCAGCUGUAGCUUAUGUCUACCCCUUUCCCAUAAAACAUGUCAAGCUGUAUUUUAGUUCAUGUAUUUUUGGUUGAUGUGUAUGAAUGUGAGGAUGCUACAUGUAAAUAGAAAGUGAACCAAUUAAAAUGCAUUUAUUGAUAACUA